CGGGUGGGACACCCAGCUCCUAUUUCUCUCCUCUACCUUCUCUCCUUCUCCACCAGCUCCUCCCUCCACCAUUCCCUUCCUCCUCUCUCCCCCACCUUUGUGUUCUCUCCUUCCCCUUUCUCUCCUCCCCUUCUCUCUAUCUGUAGUCUGGAGGACAGGACGGGAUCCGAGGUGACACAGGACUUCUGAACUCUCUCAUUGGGGUGAGAUACCCACUCUCCUUAGUGUCCACUGGCACUUUCUCUCUAUCCUCCACCCCUCUUUAGGGGCCCUUUAUCACUCUUCCCCAGUAGACUUAGACAGAUUUUUGCCCAAGGGUUUCUAAAAAGGUAGAUCCCCAGCUGAUGUACAACUUCAACUCCCAAGAUCCUUUUUCAACGGUAGGCUGGCAAAGCAGCACGAAAAUUAUAUUAUUAUAGUUCUAGAAUGGCUGCGCUUAUAUAUAUAUACACACAUCUUUUAUUCACACUAUUAGCCAUGACCUGUUCUACCAGUCAUCCCCAUGUUGCUUUCCUUCCCUUACUGCAUUUAAUCUCUCAUUCUGUAAAAUGUAUGAAUUGUUUGCAGAUACAUUUGUUAUUUUUUUUUUUCCAUGACAGUGUUUUCUAAAUGUCUAAGGAAGUAAUUUCAUGGUCACCUGUCCCUGUGUUUUUCUUCUGUGUGUUUGUUUUGCCACUCUGUCAUUGUUACAUUAGUGUUACUUUUCACAAUGUGCUGUUUAUGAUUUCUGUAUUUUGCUAUAGCCUCCUAGGUGCCAGGGUGUGCAGAUUCACAUUGGCUCCUAUCUAUCUCACUGUUCCUCCCUCCUCCAUGGCAUGUGAGUGACGGCAAAGAGGACGCAAUGCCAGUAAGUGACUACUGUUUGUUUGCAUGUUUAUACCGUGCCAUUUAGUGUAAAUGCAUACCACACAAUUCAUAACAAUUGAUCCCCUAUUCACUCUGUGUCCUUCCUCACUGCCUUAUCUCUUGACAUUGAGCUGUUAAAUUGUGUAGUUGGUAAUUAAAGUGCUCAAACUGGGCAAGGUGAGUGUUAAGUCUAGAAUUUAAAACGUAGGCCAUACUAUUUAUAUUAUAUAGAAAAAUUGAAUAAGUUGAAUAAUGUUUACCACUUGUUUUUAUGGCCUAAUUUUAGAAAUUCGUUUCACAUUUUAGUUGAUAAAAUCCAAUGUGUCUGUAUAUUUUUCUCAAACUGCAUCACCCAGUUUACAUGAAUGAAUCUGACAUGAUACUUUGAUUUGAUGAUUUGGCUCAACUGAAAAAAAAAAAUAGAUUAGCCAUGACAUAUGAAUAAUAAUAUUUCCAAUACACCAGCAAGCACUUACAGCACCUGUUAAUUAUUUCAACAAACUCAUGUUAUGAUUGCUAAUAGCAGCAUCAUGGUUAAUAUUGCAUAUUAUCUGCCACCAUUUUAUAAUGCUUUAUCACAUAACAAUGGAAGACAGUCAGAUGGAGCCUCCUUAGAUAGGUUUAUUUCUCUGCUAGUGCUGGCCAUUCAGCUGGCUGAGUAAGAUGGGGAAUGUAGUUCAUAACAGCUGCAGCGCCAAAGGUUAGGAAUGACUGUUAUGGGAUCUGUGCUAUGUGGCAUGCGUUUUCAAUUCAGCACAAUUCAUAGUUUAGAGAAUGUGUAUAGAGUUUCUGUCAGCAUGUAAAUGAGGCUCAUCAUAACUGCAGUGUAUAUUAAUAGAUGAAAGGCCCCAGAUCUCACUUUACACAUUUCAAGUCACGCACCAGUUUUAGUUUUUGUGCAUGUGGCAUCCAUUUUAAUGCAUGCCAGGAAUUCCUGCAGAACUGCACCUGCCUCCUGGUACUUAUUGUCUCUAGGGGCAUUUCAAAUAUUGUAUGAUAUGGUAUUCUAAAUCCUCUCAUUGAGGUGGAUAGUCUUAGGCGCUCACCAUGCAUCCCUCUGUGACACACCACAAUAUACCAUUAGCAGGCGACAAAAGUGUACAAUUAGCAGAUUUAGGGUAUUCCCCAGACUACACACUUUUUCAGCCAGCAGCAGAGUGGUUGUUGCCUGUUCAGUUCUGUCUGCACAUGUCCCUUAUUUCCUGUUCUACUAUAGCAGACUCUCAAGAUGGAAAUUAUAUUUUCUUGGCCUUAUUUCUGCGUGGAUGGCAGAGUAAAAUACAAUUGUGUGUGGUGCGUAAAUCAAAGAAGUGUUGACUUAAAAAUAUUGGCUUUGUCUACAAACGUGUGGAGUACCAAUAUAGCAUCUUUCAUUAUGGUGUAUUUUUACAGUGCAGUAUAACCUAUAUUUAUUGCCACUUCCUUUGAGCAGAGGAGUGCAUUUCUUGUACCUACUGCACCUGAAUGGAAACUGGAAUGUUGAUGGCUUAGUCCCAUGACUCACAGUCAGAAGAUAAGUGGCUGAGAAUGAUGGAAAUACAGUCCAAGUGAUCUUGAGUGUAUUUUGUAUAUAGGCCUCCAGUUUGCACACCACACACCUUUUCUUAUGUGAUGAUUUCUGAGCAUAAUGGGACUUGUAGGCAGAUAUUUUCUCUGCAGACAGUUGAACAGAUUUGUACUGUGCACACUGACAAACUGCUCCCUGUGUCUUUAUUCUGUUUCAGGGAUGAUGUCACCACCACAUGUUCUGUUCUCUUAAGGGGACAAGUAUUUUCUGCAUAAUGGGAGAGAGACAGGGCAGGGUGAGGAGAAUGCUUUUUAUAAGCUUCCCUAAAGACAUAGUUUCACCUCAGAGACAAAGAAAUGGAGAUGUAGUAAAAGGCCUGCUUGUGUAUAGCCAUAUAUAAUAGGGAAUGUCAAGAGAACAUCACAGCUUUGUUUGCCUCGGCAUCUUUUUCCAGCCACAGAUAUCUAAGGAUUUUGAUGAUGUUGCGCAUUUUUUUGGUUGACAGGGAUUUCUGUUGGAUUAAAAUGACUAGUCUAAGACAUCUCCCUCUGAUAACUCAGGAUUCAUUGGCCUAGCUGUCUGUUUUGUGAUGUUUUUAGUUUUAGUACCUGUCUGGGAUUUGUGAUAUCUCUCCAUUGAUGUGAGCUUUUCUGGCUUGUAGUGUAUAUCACAAUUUGAGUGUAUCCCAAUAUGUGGUGUUUGUUUGGUUAUUAGGUUUGUAGUGUUUGUUCCUGGAUUGGACUCUUUGCUCUUUCAAAUUUAGGUGAUAAAUGUCACUGAACAGAAAUCUAUUUUGAUUGUUAAUUGUCUCUAUUUGUUUUAGAAAAUGGUUUGUUGGUACCAUCCUGUUUAUAAAGGCCCCUCUCUGAGAGUUGUCACUAAACCUUUAUAUGUAAAUGUCCCAGGGUGAAUGCACUUCCCUCCUGCUGUGUUAGGUUCUUUGCGUGGAGGUGCCAGACUGUAUGAAAUACUCUGAAUGCAGUUGUUUAUCCCUAUAGCAUUGCAAAGCUGGGAGUAUAAUGUUCCAUGAUGUUACUGUUUAUAAAGGUCCCUGCCUGGUUAAAAUACUUUUAUUUAUUUAUUUUUCUAAUGUAAAGGUCAAUCCCAAUUGCUUUUAACUACUGGGUUUUGUCUGACACAAAAUUUGCUCCACUUGCUCUUUCAGUGAAUCUCCAUUGUUUUAAACAGGCUAUUCAUGAGGCAGGCUACUGCCCACAGACAAUUGGUUACUGUAGCAGUGCCUUAUUCCGUGCAAAGGGAGACCCUCUCUGACACUGGAAGAGAACUGAAGGUGUGAAGUUGAUUAUUUCCUUAUUGUAAAUUAUAAUUUUAAGGGGUCACUUAACCCAUGUGGCAAUUAAGGAAUGUGCCAGUAAGAUAAAUCAUGUGCAUCAUUUGGUGUAUUGAAAAAUAUGUGUAUGAAUCUCUGAACAAAGAUUAUUUUGCUGGAGUUUAAUGUAACAUAUAUGUUUUGCUUAGAAUUGAAUCCAAGGAAUGCAGAAAACCAAGUAUUAUUAUUUUUUAAAAGAAUCCUUUAAUUCGCAAACAAAAAAAACAAGUUUGCCAUUGUUUAUUACUUGCAUGGAAUCCAGCCCACUUUGUGACAUUGUACUAAAAUAUGUGAAAGCUUUCAGGAAGUUUAUCUGAUAUUCCUGCCUGACUGUUUACAAUUCACAGUGCACAUCAAAGGUGAGAGACUGAAGGCAGGACUUACUUGUCAAUAGUAGCUGGUAUGCUAUGCUUGUGCAAAAUCACUGUCCACAGAGAAACCGUAAACAUGUAGGGAUUAUAUGAUUAUGUGUGGGGACUAUUGACUAAACAGUGAGAUGUGUUGGGGGACUUCAUCUGGGAACAUUGAAUUGGAGUUCCACUCAGUAUGGGGCUAACAGACAGGUCUGUUUCUUCCUUUGUUCAUGUGCCACGUGGAUAUGCUAGAAUUUACUCAAAAUAAGCCCAGACUUGAGAGAAGAUAUGAUUGUAGGUUCGGGGCACUGUUGAACUGCGUGGCCGGAUUUGAUUCAUCCUCUAUAAUUAGUAGGAUUCGACCAACUGCUGUGUUGGUCUGUGUUCAUCUCAGGGUAUUUUGUGAUGGUAGUUUGAACAUAAUGCAUGCGCAGGUUUCAGCUCCUGUCAAAGCAGGUCACUCUUACUUUAGGGCUCUAAGAGAGUUGUUUUCAAUGAGUGUUGCACAGAUCCAUGGUACAGUUCUUCCAUUCUUGCUUAUGGAAAUCCAGAACAGACAUCUUCCAGUGGGUAAUACACUGUUUUUGUAUUCCUGUCUGUGAGUUGAUUAUUCUGAAAGACAUUUGCCUGUGCCACCAGACUAAACAUGUUACUUUGUGAGUGUGAAUGUAAAUUAAGGGAUGUGGUUAUCCCUGUCCUUAAUUUACCUCAUCAACCUCCACUAUAUCUAAGCGGGAGACGAGCAUCAUACACCCUGACUCUUCUUGGCUUCCUGACGAGCGACCCGGCGCCUCAAAAACUAUUGCGGCCUACCUGUGGGAGCGAGUGUGGGAGACACGGCCGAUCUCCCGACUGGCUUAUCUGCUGGAACAUGUGCACGUCAGCAGGACUCCCGAUUCUCCCCUCCCCCCCCCCACUGCUGGUGGGGGUUAUCCAGGCCCCAGUAUCCAGGCUCUACUCACUGGUGGACUUGUGACUUAGCUCACAAUCCUGCGGUGUAAAUCUUAUCCCCUUACUGGAGCCAAGAUGGCGGACGACACCUAACACACCACAAGGCCUAGUGGAUACUACUUUGGUGCGACUAGAUGCCAUCUUCAUGGUCUUUUGGCACACGCUUGAGGAGAGGCGAAGAGAAGUAAGCCUGCCACAACACUUACCUCCCAAAGCCAAGCGCAACGUGUUGGUCACUACACAUCGAACGAAACAGGGAAAAGGGUCUGGACCUCCUUCCACACUUCUGAGUCCCUCAUGGUUCAAGACCCGCUCCUGCAAUCCCAGGCUGAAACCCUCAAGGGAGAUAAUCCCAUUGCCUCUCCCACACCCUCAGAUUAUGAUUCAACGCUGCUAUCCUGUAACCACGGCCUUCUGAGAUCCUGCUCCCGGGACCAAGAGUAAUCAGGGCAGUGGGAACUGCACACAGGCUGUUCAAGUGGCCUGGGGCCAGCGAAGGGGCCGAGCACGGACCUCUGGGACUCAGUCCAGAUAUGGGACAUUUGUGGCAAGUGUUGGGGUUGGGUAAACCCAAAAACAAAGCAUGAAUGCACGUGGUACACGAAGCUGCUUCGCCCCCAUUAUGUCCCAUGCCGUGUGCCCUACCUGUAAUGUCCACCCACCAGUGAUAAACCAUAGCGGGGCAGUAACUAUUGCUCUCUGUUCAUCAGUGGUUAAAACUAUGCUCAAACCAUAUGUUAAUAUAGCCUGAUCCUUAUAAGCUAUCACCAUGUCUAGCUAUAUGAUAUUAGUUAACAGUCCUUAUUAAUUGUAUUAGUUUUGUUUCAUAUGCUUACUAUGUCCUGAUUGGAAGGCUUUCUCAGAUCUAAGCUUUGUUCUUAUACCUACAUAGGCACUACCCCUGUUUACUGAUCUGGAUACAUAGAUAGAAACUAAUGUCCAAUGGAGCUGCAGUGGAACUACUACCCUCUAGUCACCUAUGCCUGUCUGUUCUCUAUUGCACAGUAAAAAUAAAGAAUAUAAAAAAAAUGUGUGAUGUCUCUGGUCCAUGAAUGUUUCAAGGCUGUGUAAAACAUUCUGUUUACGUUUUCUGUCUAUAAACUGCACCUGCUGCUUAUAAAGUGCUGCCCUGCAGUAUGCAGAAUCCACAUGUUCCAAAAAGGAAAUCAGUCAAUUAUUUGGACAUCUCUUAGGGACCACCAUGAUUGAUUGAUUUCCUUCUGUCAGCAUAUUGAUUAUAGAAGAUGCUAUACAGACAGCACAUUUACCCAGUUACAGCUUGUAGAAAAAUACCAUUUUGGCAACUAUAUAAUUAUCUAAUUUAGAAUUCUCUAAAACAUUCUGGUUACAUAUGUUCUGAGACUCCUAAAAAAUAUAAUAUGUUCCUGAAUAGCACCUACAUUAUUUAAACAUAAAUAGUCACAUGAACACUAACCAAAAAGUGUUGUUUUCGAUGUUCUGUAAUGGAGCUUCGUCCAUUUUUCAGGAUACUCACCUCCUCUACAACCGUUCCUGCGCUGACACUGGCCCACCUUUGUGAGCGUGAAUUGCCUCUCUUUGGGAAAGCCCUGGAUUACUUUACCAACGCCGGCUUUCAAAGCUAAUUUCGGCCAGUGCAGAGAGGGUAUGCAGGCAAUACUGCAGACAGACAUUGGCAUAGAGUCUAUACCGUUAGUCUGUCUGCCAGGGAAGGGGAGCGUAUAUUUUUAUGAAAGAUUGCACAAAAUGUGCUAGUAAUUUCGCUAGCACAAUGUUUAGAUGAAAUUGUCUGCAUAAUAAGAAUAUCCAAUCAAAAAGAUGAAGUACAGAUAUCCUUUAAAUAUAUAGGUCAACAACUCCUUAUAUUGGCUACGGGUGUUUGUUCAAUGUUUGUGUUUUUAGGGAUGCCAGUUCCUGUUGGAUUUCCUUAUUAAAUGGAAAGUUACACUUAAAUGUAUUAAAAAAAUUGUAUGCUACAGAAAAGCUUGAGUCACGCUGAGUUUUUUUUUAAACACCUAACUGUAGUGAAUUAAAAUGCAAAUUGUCGUAUUCAGGCAAAAAAAAAAAGUUAAUUUUGAAAAAAAAUCGACAACUCAGCUGUAGUCAGAGCUUGUCUCUUUUUAUCCUAAAGUUUGAGAUUUGACCUAAUUCACUACAAUUGUGUUUUACAGUCUAGUAGAUAAAGGUUACUUUGGUCAGUAAAUUUGCACCUAGUAUCAAUAUAAAGGAAGUAAAUUAAGGCUUAAAGUCAGACCCCAGGGGUCCAGUGUCACAAUGUAAUCAUUAAAUGCUUUGAACUGCAUGUUUGUGGGUCUGUCUUUCUCUAUGUUUUGUGUGUCUCUCACUUUUUAUCAAUGUUUGCUUUUUAGUUUAAGUCACAUAGUUUAACUCUUUGAUAUGGACUAGAACUCACGAACUACAAACAGAGUGUAUUUGUUGGAACUGCUCCUCUGUUUUCAGACCUGGGUGCCAGAAUUUCCACAAAACGUGCACACAAAAUCCUGCAGGUGCACUCUUGUAACACAAAUGAUUUAUUAAGGCACUCAUCACAGAACAGCAGAUUCUGGUUCUUUUCUUAUGCAAAACAAAGUUUCUCCUAAUGAGAGAAACAAAGGUUGCCAAAGUCUGUGGUUCUUUAUGUAGCCCCAGCCUAUUUACGGGCCACGUGUUAUUAAAAUCUCUGACUCAAGUGACAACAUAAUGUACAGAAAUAUUAUUAUUAUUAUUGCCAUCUAUAUAGCGCCAACAGAUUCCGUAGCGCUUUACAAUAUUAUGAGAGGGGGGAUUUAACUAUAAAUAGGACAAUUACAAGAAAACUUACAGGAACGAAAGGUUGAAGAGGACCCUACUUCAAACAAGUUAACAGUCUAUAGGAGGUGAGGUAUAAAACACAAUAGGACAGGAAAUAGCAAUCACAUAAGGGGUGAGUGAACCUUGCUGGAGGAGAGAGUAGAGUGCUGUCCUUUAGGAGAGAGCAAAGGACAGGUAUGUGAGGUAGAGAUUACUGUGGGAGGCCAUAAGCUUUCCUAAAGAGAUGGGUUUUAAGGCUCUUCUUAAACGAUUGAAGACUAGGGGAGAGUCUGAUGGCAUUAGGCAGGCUAUUCCAUAGGAGAGGAGCCACCCGCGAGAGGUCCUGCAAGCGUGAGUUGGCCGUACGGGUGCGAGUUGCGGACAGGAGAAGAUCAUGGGCAGAGCGGAGAGACCGAGAAGGAGCAUACCUAUGGAUCUGUGAGGAGAUAUGAGGGGCUAGUAUUGUUCAGUGCUUUAUAGGUAUGGGUUAGCACUUUGAAUUGACUCCUAUAGGAUACAGGAAGCCAAUGUAAGGACUGACAGAGGGGUGAGGUGUGAGAGAACUGACUGGAGUUGAAAAUCAGUCUGGUCGGCAGCAUUCAUUACAAACUGUAGCAGGACAAUACGUCUUUUGGGAAGACCAAUUAGGAGAGGGUUACAAUAAUCCAUGUGGGAAAUUACUAGAGCAUGGAUACACAAUUCACUUAUAAUGUAGGGUUAUAAAACAUGGUCCUGUGCUCCAUUCAAAUCCUGAUUAAUACUCCUACCAAACUGGCUAGUAGUAACUUAAAGAAACACUCCUGUGUGGACAAUUUAAUUCUCAAUUCAUUUUAUAAAUAAUGCAUUAAAAUGUGCACCAUGAGGCAAAUUCUCAAGUACUACAUCCCAUUUACUUAUAGGGGAUAAUUACUGGGCAUCCGUUAGUAUGCUGGUACACAAACAGACUCUCAGUAAUUGUUAUGUAAAUCAAUGGAGGAAUACAAGUAUUUUAAUAGUGAUGCUUACAGUCUUGUCAUGCCUUCAAACAAUGUAUGAAAUAACAUUUGUAGGAUCAACAACACAUCACAUCUCUCAGUUCCUUCUUCUACACCCAGUCGGUCAGGAAUAAUGGAAAUCGCUGUGGUUUAGUUUUUAUAUAUCUAUAAAAUCUGGAACACUGUUAGAUUUUCAAGUUUGCCACCGCCACUUCAGCAGUAGACAUUGUGAGUCUAUCCCCAAGUUACUUUAAAGCCUAAAUAUUUUGUUUUUGAAUUGUAUCUGCAGGCACAGCUGGCCCUGGCUCUGUAUGAUAAUGCAGCAGAAGCUCCUGAAGAGCUUAGUUUCCGAAAAGGAGAUGUGAUAUUGGUUCUAGAGCGAGAUGCCCCUGCGCUAGGAGGAUGGUGGCGAUGUUCUUUAAGAGGACAACAGGGAAUUGCCCCUGGGAACCGAUUACGGCUUCUUCCAGAAACCUCCUCACAUGAAAACGAAUACCAGGCUCCUCGUCUUCUAGGUGCCAGUGGAGAUCUUAACAGUCAGGGUCAGGAGCCACAAAUCAGUGUGGAUACAUCACAAGCUCAGGCAGGCACUGAGGUUAGGUAUAGAUAUAAAGACAUAUUUUAGUCAUACUAAGAUAAUGGUGAAGAUAUUCAUAUUUCCCUUUCUUUUCCUAGGUAUAUCAGGUUCCUUCCAUAGCCCGUCUUUGCCUUUCCCCUACACAUAACCAAGCUCAGGAUGAAAUUUACAACUCACCACGUCUGGUUGGAGUAUCUACACAACAAUUGACGGAGGUGAGGACACUUGGAAAAUGUCAGCAGUCAUACAAGACCAAAUGCACAGUCUUCACAGACAGUUUAAUCAUGUUCCAGUCUACAGGUAUUCUGUAUAAUAAAAUAAAAGACAUUUUAAUGACCAUCAACCCAUAUUGCAAAUGUUCCUCCUGAUCCUCCCACCACUUUUAUGCCAUCAACAGCUUGUGAAUACCUAUGUAUUCCACUUGUGAGUAAAACUUCAUGCACUAUAGAAUGCACAAUCUGCCAGUAUUGAAUGUGCAUAUCUUUGUCAUGGCCGAAAUCUUACAUAGUUCCAUCUUCUGCUUUCUCCACUGGUAGCUGUCUUAUACUUGCACACUGUAAGAUUUUUACUUCACUAUAACAAUCAUGUUAUGCUUUCCUGUUCUGCUACAGGUAUAUGACACACCUUCUGCACUGCAACGAGAUGUUUUCUCAGCCUCUGAAAUAUAUGACAGUCCAGCAUUACGAGUGAAAGAUGUGGCUGUGGUGCCCCCUGUGUCUGAAGAAAUUCCUGAGGACAUCUAUGAUGUACCUCCUGCAUUACACUGCAUUACUCAUAAUGAGGAUGAUGAAGAUGAAGGCGUUUACUCCCUACCUUCCAACCUAAAGCGGGUGUCAGGGCUGCAAAAUUUGUACGAGGCUCCUGAAGAUAUCCUGAGUUCAGGCCAUCUCCCAGAAACAGUAGAGCCAGUCAAUACCCAUAGACUUUCUGUUUCCAGCACAGGCAGCACCCGUUCUGCAGAUUCUGGAGAAAGUCGGGAGUCUAGCAUACAAUCUCUGCACAGCUUGGAUACCCGUAAUGAUGGUAAUUGUACAGUGGAGGGUUUGAGAUUGCUGCACCAAGAACUGCAACGGACAGUGGCACCUGUGAGUGAUAAGGCGGAGGGAGGCUCAAUAGACAGGUGCCAAGAACAUCUGAUAUCAGCGCAGGGAAUGGAAGCUCUGAAGGAUUUUCUUGGCUUGGCACAGGUUGUUCUUCUUCGAUCCUGCCAGGCUUCAGACCCUGCUCUUCAUCGGGAACUUUCUGAGCACCUAGAGCAUUUGGAGCAUGCUUUAAGGGAACUUGUGGAUGGAGGCAUGGAGGUGUCUUUGAUUAAACUGGUACAGGAGCAUAGCGGAUGUAUUGUUAAACUGGUUAGUGCUAAUGCUGGCCUCCUUUUCCCACGUCCAAGAUUAUCAUCUAGUGAGAGUCUUUCUCGGCGCCCACUUCCAGCUCUACCCACUGCAUCCCCUGCCCCUUUUCGUAAGGGCAGCAUCCAGGAUAGACCUCUGCCACCCCCACCAACUCUUAUUUGUCCAACAAGUGAUCAUGAAGAGAAUGCUGACAGUGAAUAUGAAAGAAUACAGUGCAGAGACAAUCAUUAUGUUCAUCUACAGGUAAAGAAACAAUUAUAAUUUUGUAUUCUUCACCUUUUUACUGCCCAUGAUACAGCUUUUUAUUUUUAACAUCUCCUUCAAAAAAAUAGUAAAUCAUUUUAUUUUUGUGAAUAAAAGCAGAAAGAAAUUCAGCGCUUAUAAAAUACUGAUACAGUUCAAAAGGCAGCUUAAUCACCAAAUCUCUUUUGUCCAGUAGAAAAUGGAAAAGGUAGGUGUAGCGCCUAAGGUGUCCUUGAAGGUAUAUGUAAAAAAAGAAGAAACAGAACUAGUAGCGUAUUACAUAAAAAUUCAUAGAAAAAGUUCACUCACACUUUUCAAGAGCUUAGGUUCAGCUCCAACUUGAGCUGAACCUAAUAUCCUAAUAUCCUAAAAAAUGUGAGUGAACCAAUUUUCUCCAAUUUUCCGUAAUUUUUUUAUACAACUCAUUUAAAGCGUCCUCUAAAGGUGUCCUUGGAGGUUUAUGUAAAAAAAGGUGUCCUUGAAGGUAUAUGUAAAAAAAAGAAGAAAAAGUACUAAUAGUGUAUUACAUAAAAAUUCAUAGAAAAAGAAUUUUUAAAAAGUUCACUCACACUUUUCAAGAGCUUAGCUUCAGCUCCAACUUGAGCUGAACCUAAGAUCCUAAAAAAUGUGAGUGAACUAAUUUUCUGCUUUUUCCAUCUUAUUCUACGAAAUACACUAUUAGUUCUUUUUUUUUGUUUAUUUAUUUUACCUUCCUCUUUCAGUUUAUUUUUGUGUUGCUCAUUUCAUACUCCAAGAUGUUCCUAGUGUUCAUCCAUGCCCCCAUAUUGCAUCACCUCAGUUUCUUGAUCUAGUAAGCAUUUAUUUUACCCUGUCACCAUCCAGUGGUUUUACAUAGUAUCUGUCUUUGCAUUCAUUGUCCAUUGCCUAGUAUUGUUAUCUUGUGCAUCUUAUUUUUCUAGGGAACUGCUGCAUCACAGACUGUACCAAAGCCCAGAGAUAAACAUACAAACACAGUGCAGAAAUGUUCACAGGAGAAAGAGGUGAGUGCAGCCGAGACUAGAUCUAGGACCAGGAUCUACUAGACCAGGAAACACUAAUCAAUAUUUAGUGAUUUACUGAAAUUAAAACUUGGUAGAAUUAUUUUUGGCAGUAAUCACAGCUGUAAACUAUUUUAAUCUGUAUUUUUUGACAACUAAUUUUAUCAAAAUAACUUACGCCUUAUUAGUUUGGAUAGUGAUAGUUAGUGAAUUGCAAUUAUAUAUUUCUACAGAUUGUGAGUGGAUUGAGGUCUGAACUUCAACUUAUCCAUUCUAAGACAUUUAGGUUCUUGACUUUAACUCAUUGUAGUGUAGGUUUGUCUGGAUAUUAUUUAGGGUCAUUAUCCAGAUGAAAGGUGAGCCUCUCAAGUGUAUUGCAAACUGAAACAGGUUUUCCUCUAUAAAUUACCUGUAUUUUGCUUCAUCUCUGGCAGUGCAAAGUAUCCCUACAACACAAUACCAGCAUGCUUAACCAUAAAGAAGAUUUUUUUUUUUCUCACCAGUCAUCCAUAUGGCUGUCUAGGUCUGUUUGGCAUCUAGGUUAUAGUUGUCCCACAGGGAAGUUGGGGGGUGUACUCCCAUCUUAUCUUCUUCCAGCUCCUUCAGAGUCACCAUUGGCAUCUUGGUUAUUUCUCUGCCUACUGUCUUCCUUGCCAGGUUACUGAGUUAUGUUAGAUACCCUUCUAGAGGCACAUUUGUGGUUGUGUAAUACUCUUUGCAUGUCUGUAAUAAUGCAUUUACUGGUUCUCAUGAGGAUAUUCAAAGAUGUAUAUUAUAAUCCAAACCUGAUUGGUGACCAUAAUCUUAGACUUGUUUGCUUUCUUACUGGUGUUUAUGAUGUUUGAUUAAGCCAUGAUCUGUCACAAAGUCAUGGACCUUUUGAGGAACAGGUGCAUAUAUAUUGUGAGCAUGUGACACUUUAAUUGCAUACAAAACUAAAGUGGGAUAGCCAAACGUUUUAGAAUGAUGAUGGGGCCUCCAAAUAUGGUAGCAAACAAAGAUAAAGGCUCUGUUAGGAGCCGAAAUGUUGCCGCUCUUCAUCUAUUAUAUUUAUAUAUAUAUAUUUAUAUAUAUAAUUUUUUAUAAUUUUAAAGGCAGUUUUUUGCACCAGGGAAUAUUUACAGGAUUUCUAGCAUUAGGCUUAAUCCAACAAGUUAGUAAGGUUUAUUAAAUGAAAAUGUAGAACACCAGAAUCCUGACUCCCAGUAUUGUGAAACCAUUUGACAAUUUACCUGUGGUCCCCUGGGUGCCUACCGCCACCUCCUCUGUAGCCUGAAAAGUCCACUGAGCUAAGCCCUGUUGAGCACUGCACGCCCUGAGGACUCUAUAGUUUACUUCAAUUCCAAAAUACAAUUAAUUUGCAGAUGCUAUUAGUGUGGAUGUAAUGGUACAAUAUCAGUAUACAUCACUAGACUAGAAAGCAAGAUUGACUAGUGCAAUGCGUAGAUCAAACAGUCCAUGUUAACGUUUUGCCCAAGUUGAUUUAGCUUUACAAGUGCUGAGGUAGGGUUCACCUUAUUUUUAUUACCUUAUUCACCUAUUUUGCAUUAUGGACAUUUAUUGGUUGAAAAUGUUAGCACGAAAGUAUUUUAAUUAUAACAGUUAACUCUAUUGCUACAAUGUAAAGGUAUGAACAUUAAAUUCCAUCAAGAUUUCCAUAAAAUCACAGCAUUAACACAAUCAGACUUUAGUGGAACAUAUUGCUGUAAAAGUUAGGGGCGCCAAAGCAGAUUUACCAUUGAAUGAAAGCACUGACUUGCUCAACUGAAUUUUUGCAUUUCAGACAAACACCAGCAUAGAACCCUCGGAGGAAGAUUUGCAGUUGUUGCGGUUUUAUGCAACUCAAAGUAACGGCCACCUGCAGACUCUGCAAUCCUGUGUUGGUGCCUUCCUAAACAGUGCAAGCUCACAGCCUCCCCGUGUGUUUGUGGGACAUGGAAAGCAAUUGGUCAUUGCAGCCCACAAGCUUGUGUUUAUCGGUGACACGCUCGGCAGGCUGCUAGGAUGUGCUCAGCUGCAAACAAAACUAGCAGGGGAAGGAAGUGCACUAUGCCAAGCACUUAAGGAAGUAGUUCUAGCAACAAAGGAGGCAGCAGCCCUGUAUCCAUCACCUGCGGCACUCAAAGCUAUGGCAAGUAGCGUCUCAGCACUGUGUACCUGUGCACGAAGCUUUACAGACUUGUUGCAAAGUUUGGCUAGCUGAAGUCUGCAGAACAAAGCCAAGAAUGUUGCAUAGUUUGAUGUAUCAUCCAGGUAAUAUGGCAAACAGCUUAAUAUCUCGGGGCUUAUGGCUGUGUCUGACCAGAAAUAGCAAUCACCUGCCAUCCUUAACACUUUACAGUCUUGUUUGUAUAUACCUUUUUAUUUUUUGUAUUUUCUGUUCAUUUUGUUUUUUAAACAAAUUAUUUAUUUUUUAUGAGCAUAAAAAAAUGACUCUGCUGUGGUUUCAAAAUAAAUAGUUAUAGGUAAUGAAUUUGAUGAGAUAUCUUGAUACAUAUGUUCAGUAUAGUAAUGAAAGUUGGCUUAUGUUCACAAAGUAAAUGGAUUCAGUAUAAAAGAGAGGGCAGUCUUCCUUCAAUAAAAAUGCACUACAUUUUCUCUUAUACAAAACAGCAUGUAAUGACUGUUACAAACAUAUGCUUGAACACUCUGUAAGGUGGGUAUUUUUCCCUCUGCCUGGAUAACUGCAGAUCCAUGUUUUUCAGUCUCUCCACUGUGUAAUCUUCCCAUAGUUCUCAUUCAGUCAUUCAGGGUUAUUUGCUAAAGUGAGAAGCCAAGUUUCAAGUUUAAGUUUAAAAUAGUAAAACUGGAAAAAUUAUCUUACUAAAAUAUGCUUCCAGUUCUGCUUCUUCAGCCUUAAAUUUGAGAUUCACUUUAAAUGCUCACUUUAUUUAAUUGACCUACAGAGGUAUCUUAGAAUUCUCCAUAUCAUAGCAUCCUCUGUUUCUUUUAGAAUACAAUCGUGCUUUUUUAACUUUCCCCAUUUUUCAGCCAUCCCCUAUUAUUGUUACUCCAUAUAACAAUACAGAAUGUUCCGCAUCCAUACGCAUAAAUGCAUACAACAGAGUAGAACACUGAAACAGAAGGCUGCCAUUGGAAACAGAAAAGGGACAACUGUAAAAUAAUUCAGCAUUGACUGGGAUAAGCAUAAGACGGGCUCAAACAAGAUUAAAAAAAAUUUAAAAAAGAACAAGGUUUCGAAAGAGAAGAUUUUGGGGCUAAAUGGACCUUUGUAUCUGUGAUGGAAAAGGUCUAGUAAUUAAAUACAUAAGAUACAAAAUAUUUCUUAGCUCAG
Molecule: messenger RNA, 15195 nt
Organism: Pelobates cultripes (western spadefoot toad)
Lineage: Eukaryota; Metazoa; Chordata; Amphibia; Anura; Pelobatidae
Source: the annotation of a GenBank genome assembly